AUGAACAUGCAGCACACAACCAUGAAUCGUCUCUCCCUCGUCUGCGACCUUCCCGCCUUCCCCAACCACGAUCCGUGCAACAACAACCCACCUCCCUCCUACGCCGAAAGCCAGCGCACCAGCAACGGCGGCGUCGUCACCCUCACUUUCCGCCCCGACAUGCACACGCCGCAGUACGAAGCCACCUCCGGCCCUUCAUCCUCCUCCGUCCACCAGUUCACCUCCUCCGCCGUCCCGUGGCACGCCGAGCUCACCAUCCACACCGCCCACCUCGCCGCCCUCUUCGCCCACGGCCUGCACUGGUCCUGCGCCAACAUGACCUCGACGCGCUUCCUCGUCCGCAACGGCCGCGCGACCUUCAAGAGCGACAUGGUCCGGGACGCGGGGUACCAGCACUGCAUCGUGUUUCCGCUGGCCGACGACGCCGCGCCCGCGCAGUGGAACGGCACGCUGUCUGUGUACGCCAACGACGUGGCCGCGCUGCGUGCCUUUCGGCCGGAGACGCUGUCGAAGGACCAUGUUCGCUUUGCCGCCGUGCGAGAUGCGGCGGAGCGGCAGGUGUAUCGUUUUGACCGCUCUGGGGUUCUGGGCAACUUUAGCACGUUGACAGGCACACAGCCGUUGGCGGGCUGGUGGCCGUGGCCCAAGGCGGGUAAGUAG
This is a messenger RNA of Akanthomyces muscarius, 660 nucleotides long. RefSeq lists its product as uncharacterized. The transcript has a single exon. The coding region runs from base 1 to 660 and encodes 219 amino acids. The record is from RefSeq and is a predicted model, not a curated record. Lineage: Eukaryota; Fungi; Ascomycota; Sordariomycetes; Hypocreales; Cordycipitaceae.